Tarenaya hassleriana is the source of this 1340-nucleotide messenger RNA. Its product is annotated as WAT1-related protein At5g64700. The transcript has 8 exons. The record is from RefSeq and is a predicted model, not a curated record. Gene Ontology annotation, molecular function: transmembrane transporter activity. The coding region runs from base 102 to 1151 and encodes 349 amino acids. Gene Ontology annotation, cellular component: plasma membrane. Lineage: Eukaryota; Viridiplantae; Streptophyta; Magnoliopsida; Brassicales; Cleomaceae.
UCCUAAAAGAAAAAAAAAAGGAAAAGAAAAUCGAGGAGAAACCCAUUUCUCUACACGAUUUAUUCCAAAAAAAAAAAAACUCCAUUUCGAAAUAAUUAAUCAUGGAAUUUAAAAAGCCCUAUUUUGUGGUGAUUCUGAUACAGACGAUUUACGCCGUAAUGUUCUUGCUCUCCAAGGCUGUCUUCGACAGAGGAAUGAAUACAUUCGUCUUUGUCUUCUACCGGCAGGCUUUCGCCACCAUCUUCUUGGCUCCUCUCGCUUUCUUCUUCGACCGGAAAACUGCUCCACCUCUUUCAUUCGUGACAUUCAUCAAGAUCUUCCUGCUUUCCUUCUUUGGUGUUACUCUAAGUUUGGACCUAAACGGCGUCGCAUUGGCUUACACAUCCGCCACCUUAGCCUCGGCCACCACCGCCUCCCUCCCAGCCAUCACAUUCUUCUUGGCCCUUCUUCUUGGGAUGGAGAGGUUGAAGGUGAAGAGUGUGCAAGGGACGGCGAAGCUUGUAGGGAUAAUCGUGAGCAUGGGAGGGGUAGCGACGCUUGCCCUAUACACCCGUCCCCAUGUGAAAUUACCAUUCUGCCUUCACCGACACGGCCAAGUUCAGGAUCACCGCCAUAUCAUCUCCUCCGGUGGUGCCACGUGGAUCAAGGGUUGCUUCCUCAUGAUCACUUCUAACCUUCUCUGGGGUCUCUGGAUCGUCUUGCAGGGCUUGGUGAUAAAAGCUUACCCUUCGAAGCUUUUCUUCACGACUCUUCAAUGCUUUUUAAGUUCGAUCCAAUCAUUUGUCAUCGCUAUAGCUCUCGAAAGAGACGUCUCGGCAUGGAAGCUUGGUUGGAACCUCAGACUCCUCGCCGUCGUUUACUGCGGAUUCAUUGUAACGGGGGCGGCGUAUUACAUGCAAUCGUGGGUGAUAGAGAAGAAGGGGCCUGUCUUCUUGUCGAUGUUCACUCCUCUCUCUCUCCUCCUCACUCUCCUCUCUUCAGCUCUUCUCUUGUGCGACGUCAUUAGCCUCGGAAGUGUUGUUGGUGGGGUAUUGCUGAUCAUAGGGCUCUACUGCGUUUUGUGGGGAAAGAGUAGAGAACAAAUGAACGGUGACGAUGAUCCCAAGUCUGCUCUAAGAAAGGAAAAUGAAGUCAAGGUUGUGGUUGGUUGAUCUUAGAUUUUUUUUUUUUUGGAUUAGUAUAUAUAAUUAUAUACACAUUUACACAACUUAAUCAUAUUUUCACGCAUAUUUUCCAUUUCAAUUGAGUAACUUCUUAUUUUCCCUCUUUUUGUUUUGGUCCCACGUGUAAUAUUUUUUCAGUCUUAUCAAUUUUCGCCCCUCGUAUUGUUUUUCCAAAUA